Molecule: messenger RNA, 792 nt
Organism: Camelina sativa (false flax)
Lineage: Eukaryota; Viridiplantae; Streptophyta; Magnoliopsida; Brassicales; Brassicaceae
Source: RefSeq, a predicted model, not a curated record
UUGGUUCCACCACCGGUAUUAAAACAGAUUUUGAUUGGUCUAGCCAAUGUUCUACCGAGACAUAAGUUCCUUCCGGCAAACGUUUAAGCAUUUCUUCCAAACAAAGAAUCUGAGAGGAAAAAAGAACAAAAGAAUUUGAGAGGAUAACAAGUUUGGGCUUUUAGGGGAAAGAAACAAGUUUGUUAAUAAAUGGGCUUUAAAAACUUUUUUUUAUUAAAAGCCCAUAUUGGGUCGAUACCUUGGAAACCCUAAUCAUCGAACAAUAAAACCUGAUUUUAACGAAAGAAACUGAGCUGCGAAGGAGAAAAGCCGCAGCAUUUUUGACAUUCCACAAAGGGUUUUUUCUUCGUUCCUUGAGAUUUCGCCUCCGUGCUUUUGCUGAUCGGUUUAAGACUUUAAAAACAAUGGCUGGAUUUCCAGGUUUUAGUUACCUUGGUCCAAAAAGCAAGAACACGGUUGUAGCGGGAGGAUUAACGGCUUUUGUUUUUGGGGUAUACUUCUACACAAUGAGGGCUGUUGGUGGCACGGACGAACUUCAGGUGGCUAUUGACAAGUUCGAAGGCCAAAAACCAGUUGAGACUGACACCAAGGUUCCAUCUAAAGUCUAAUCCUCACCGGCUUGUUAUGUCCAACCAAACUCGUUGUUGUUUAUCUUUUGUCUUCAAAGUUCUUUACUUCACUCUCGUUCGUUAGAUUGGUAUCUGUGUUUGAGUCUCAGUCCAAUCCCUAAUUCAGUGUUUUAAACAAGAGAAUUCUGAUCAGGACAUGUUUUUAAUGUUCUUGACAAAUAGA